GUACUCGUAUAAAUCAAUAUGCUUUUCAACUUGUACAUAUAAAUUCAUGUAUCAUGUUGCAGCAGCAGGUACAUAUACUUAAACGAGAAAAGCAACAAAGCUCAGUCUGUUUAAUUAAUUUCAGCAAAAAAAAAAAAUGAAACUAAAUAUAGGGGGGAAAGUUCUGUUUGUGUUGCUGAUAUUUAAUGGAAGAUCCAAUCCUAGUAUUCUUGCGACGAAACAAAUUCAUGACACCUUUUCGUAUCUGUGCCAAGAUCAAAUGGUUAAAGUAGACUCGAACAUAUAUCAUAUGGAUAGAUUGAAUGCAUCGUUGAAGUCGGAGUAUUUCGAGAAAUUAUUCACCUCCGAAGAUUUUAAACGGAAAAAUGAUCCAAUUAUAGAGGUACAGCCGCUCAACAGUGAAGUAUUUCCUGCAAUACUUGAAAUAAUUAAUGGAAAAGAAAUACGAGAUGUUUUAUUCAAGCCAUAUAACUGUUUUUCAUUACUAAAGGAGAUGAAUCAUUUCGGAAUGAAAAUAGAUUUGCAAUGUUUUAGUGAUUGGAUGCAAUACUUUUUAAAAGACGCAGAAGUAUGCGAACUGUACGCUUUCGUCACUCAGAAUAACCAGCAAUUUGGGUAUUUAUUGAAAAGUGUUUUGAAAUGUUUAUCAGAUAACUUGCACGUAUUACAAAAUCACGAAAUACUUUCGUCUGACAUGCCACUCGAUCACCUUAUUCGAAUAAUUGAGAAUAUUCAAUUCCCGAAUGAAAACACAACACACUACGUCACUCAACUGUGUUCUAAUUGGCUCUGUCACGACAUGAAAAAUAGACUUCCACGCAUGGGACAGCUCGCGAGAAAGACUAAAUCGUUAUAUCGUGGUUCAGAAGAUAUGUAUACGUAUUUCAGCAAAUGUUUAACAUCAUGCAAUCUAGAUAAGCAGGCGAGACAAGAAAUGAUUUCGACAUGUUUUUCUGCAUUGGUGGCAAAUGCUGGCUACCCUUAUGAUACAACACCUGAGUACAGCUAUGACAGCUGUGAUAGAUAUUAUUCUCGUGUCGAUCCAAGAAGUGGAAGUGAAACAGAAACUGAGGAAUACGAGAAAUAUGUAAAUGAUCGAAACGAUUGUGACAAAUUGAAUGAAUUCCGAAAAAAUGGCGAGUUGUACGACAUCACAGUGCGAGUUGGAGAAAAAACAUAUAAACUUCAUCGACAUGUUUUAGAAUCAAAAUCAGGUUACUUUAGAGACAUUUUUCAGGCUGAGUAUGCAGAGGCAACCACUCAAUGCGGUGGAACUCCGACGACUUGUCCAAGUAAAGAUAAGGAGUAUUUACUCAGUGAUGAAAUAGAUCCAACGACGUUUGAAGACGUAUUAAAUGGUUUAUACGGGUAUAAUAAGGUUUAUACGAUAUUUAAAAGAUUUGAAUACAAAUGGUUUAUGAUCGCACAAUUUUUAAAAAUCACCCAAAUGUUACAACUUCACGAAUUAUUGGAUGACAGCAUACGCGAUUUGAAUGAGGAGCAUCAAAUAUGGAGUUCGCAAGAUGAUGAGCGGAUUUUGAAUUUUGCCCAUGGAGUACCAGAAUACGACGAUUUGUAUGCUCUUCAUUUAAGCAAACAUUUGGCAAAAAACUGGCCCAAUAUCCGCAACAUGUCGCAAUUUUGUACUAUAUCAUGGCCUGUGUUGAAGAAAAUGCUGAAUUCAUCGUAUUUUCGAUUCGACGAUCCGCAUAAAGUCUUGGACAUUUGUUCGAAAUGGACGUGUCACGAUGUGAGAAGCCGGUACCGAUUUUUACCUCAGAUCGGCCGAAUUAUAAAUCCUCUUUGUGUCGUAAAAGAUGACGACUAUACAACUUACGCCGUUGCAGAUUUCAACACUUCGCCGGAGAAGUUUGUUCGAGACGAAUUAUGGAAAAUUCUGUCGUCACCUCCUCACAUUAUUUCUUCGGAAAAAUACUUCAAAAAUACGUCGAGGAAACUGGAAGAAAUACCAGUGUUUAUCUCAGUCAUGAAGGAAAAAAAUAUAAACGUACUUAAUACCGAUCUAGAUGUGAUCACAUCAAUUAAUAAUUGUGGACCUAUCUACUCAGUUUGGAAGUCAUCGUCAACAGGACAGAACGACCCAUUUUUGGCAACUCUUAUCAACGAUAAUUUAUUUAUUCUUUCCAACUAUGGCGGUUCUUAUAAGUUUAUGGUUUACAAUUUUUUUCUGAAAACAUACAUUCAACUGCACUGCGAUCUACCUAGACCUAGUGUUUUUCUCCGACGGAAUGGCCCUUUUUACACUUUAUUGAAUUGUAAUAACGAUGUUUAUAUUUGCUCAAAUUAUGGUCGAAUAGCAAAAUAUUCGAUGCAAUUCGACCUCUGGACGACACUCAUAAAGCAGGAUCCACACUCGUAUAAAGAAAAUCUUCACUACACAAGUGAUGGAAAAACGCUUUAUAGGAUUUAUGUAAUCCCGGGAACGCUCUACCAGUACGGUGUGGAGGAGUUGGAUUUGACAAGAUAUUCCUGGAAUCGUGUGCCAGGUUCACCGUUGACGACGUUGACAAAAUAUUUCUACCCAAAUCCUACUUGUUUCAGCAUGAUUAACGAUCGUGAUUUCGUUAUAUUUGUAGAUGAUGAUGUAAUUACAUCAAACCGAGAUGUUACAGGUAAAGAAUGGCAUUGGAGUUAUCACAAGAUACCAAAUACUAAUAAACGAAUAUUCAGCUUUGCGCAGUAUGAAGAUAAGCUGUUGGUAUUAACCAACGAUGAUUGUUACCGCUAUUACGCCAACAACGGAAGUUUUGAAUUCAAGAAAGCUAUUCCAGAAGAUUUACGUUUUGGUGGUCCUAUUGUGACGAUUGGUAGACAUGUGCAUGCCGACACAAUUGAGGAGCUCAUUGCAAAAGUAGCCCUUGUCACAUGAACCUAUGCAAUCUCCAAAGCUCUCCCUUGAGCGUACCCAGUAUCAUGAAUGUAAACUCUAUAAAGCAAUUCCUCUCAGGGCUACUCAGGGUAGACUAACUUGACGGUCAUUUCAUCAUUACAACAUGAUCUCCGCAGUUGGCAAUAGGUGCAAUCGAGUAAAACGUGUCUAAAAGUUCAUGUGACAAGGGCUACUUUUGCAAUGAGCUCCUCAAUUAAGCAGGUCAGCAACUCUGUGUCAUUAUAAAAGUACGCAUAUGUUGCGGGAAAAACUGUGGGUAUUUGAUUUGUGAUAUUUUUCCGAUUUUUGUACGCAUUGUUGUCUUGCUGGGCCAAUAAACCAUGAUCAAUGCAAAUA
Planococcus citri (citrus mealybug) is the source of this 3247-nucleotide messenger RNA. RefSeq lists its product as uncharacterized. The record is from RefSeq and is a predicted model, not a curated record. Lineage: Eukaryota; Metazoa; Arthropoda; Insecta; Hemiptera; Pseudococcidae. Gene Ontology annotation, molecular function: protein binding. Bases 137 to 2890 code for a protein of 917 amino acids. The transcript has 3 exons.